Molecule: messenger RNA, 791 nt
Organism: Capsella rubella
Lineage: Eukaryota; Viridiplantae; Streptophyta; Magnoliopsida; Brassicales; Brassicaceae
Product: dirigent protein 21
Exons: 1
Coding region: 58-615 (185 amino acids)
Source: RefSeq, a predicted model, not a curated record
CACACGUACGUCCUGAAAGAUAAAUUGACUCUCUCUCAAACAACGACCAUCAUCCCCAUGGGUAGCCUUGUUCUUUCUCUGUUAUCAGCUCUUCUCCUCGCUGCCACCAUUACGGAAUCCGAAGCUUUCUCAAAAACAGUGAAGAAACCAUAUCCAGGACAAAAACUAGAGAAGCUAACCCACUUCCACUUCUACUUGCACGACAUUGUUACCGCAGACAAACCAACCUCCGUCGUAGUCGCUACAGGCCCCGCCUCAAACUCCUCGGCGACCGCUUUUGGUAUGGUUGCAGUUGUUGACGACAUAUUGACGGUGGGACAUGAAAUAACCUCAGCGGAAGUCGGGAGAGCCCAAGGAGUGUUUGCAUCGACCGACCAGAAAAAUUUUAGUCUCCUUAUGACUUUGAACUUAGUUUUCACGACGGGUGAAUUCUCCGGCAGCACCAUCUCAUUGUAUGGAAGGAAUCCGAUCAUGUCGAAGGUGAGAGAGAUGCCGAUCGUCGGAGGUACGGGAGCUUUCAGGUUCGGAGGAGGAUAUGCACAAGCCAAGACUUUUACGUUCAAUCUUACGAGUGGAAAUGCUGUGAUCGAGUAUAAUGUCUAUAUUUGGCAUUAAAUUAUUUCGACUUCUUUGGUGCUUUUCCAUUUUUACAUUGAGAAAUAAAAAGUUGGUGGAACUGGAAAUAAAUGUUUUUUUUAAUUGAUAUUGUGAUGUUUGUGUUAUUUUCUUAUAAGAUGUUAGGGUACCAAGAAAAAAAAAGAUUGGAUGAAAAAUGUAACACACUGAUUAUA